AAAAUGCACGUAAUUUAGCUAUAGCUAGCUAUAAGUUCCUUAUAAUUGAUGCAAUCAAUAUGUUUUAAGCUCCAAAAUGAAAUUAAAUCAAUGUAAAACCAUAGUUGAAAGACUGAAAUAAGGACUAAAUACAUACAUUAAAAUCCACGACAAGUAACCAGUAACCAUCCAACACAUGUGGGAUAAGACAGAAGAUAAGGCAGAAGAAAUCAGUCAAACCUUUGUACGGAAAGCGAAAUAUGCGUCUUUCGCAAUAAACGGCGCGCCAUUUAACAACUUUUCGUUCCUGAAGUUUCGUUUCCAAACACUAGCCACCUAAGGUGUGUGUCGGUAACUUUUACAGGAAUAAGAAAUACGUUUAUUUUAAGCUAGACUUAAAGGGGAAUUAAGCCCAAAUUUUUUUUCUUUGGAAAUAUCUUUUACAAACUCUACUUAUUUUGAUGGUAUAUAAAAAAAAUUGAAAUUCUUUGAAUUUACAUCCCUUUUCUAGCAUAAAAGUUGACAACAGUAAUCGCCAUGUUUAAAUCAUAAAAAUCUGCGAUGGAGAUCUAUAUUGUAUUUUACGCUCAUUUCAAUUUUUUGAUCCCUUCAUCUUUUUUAAAGUUGUUUACACAAUGUGAGCAAACGUAACAGCGUAUUUGUUGAUGUUAUCUUUCUUCCAAAAACGAUACCUACUUGUAAAGCUUAUGGCUGUAGAAAUAGUACUGGGAAAGGAGAGGUGAAGAAGUCUUUUUUUAUGAUUCCUCGACCGAACAGUAACGAAGAAAAGUUGCGUUGUUUGAGAUGGAUAAACAACAUGGGUCGUGUCGAUGUGAACAUCAAUACGUUGAAAUUUGGUAAAGACGCUGUGUUAUGCGAAGAUCAUUUUCACCCAGAUUGUUUAAAAAAAGAAAUAACAUUGCCGGAAUAUUUUACGAAAAGAAAAAAAAGAAAGAGUUAGUACCGGGGGCAGUGCCAACAAAAUUUUCGCACAAAACAUACGAUGAAAUAAACAUGGACGGCACAAAACAUUUACAGCAACGAAAAUUAUCUGUUAGACGAAGUGAAGAAUUAGCACGUUCUGAACUUAUCGGCCAUCUGCUAACGGAAAACGAAGUUUCUCAAAACGAAACUGUGAAUGUUCAAACAAAUCCAACUUUGGUUGAAGAAGAAACCAUCAUGAUCAUAAAUGUGAAGGAUAUUAUUGAACCAACCCACAAAAACGUUGGAGUUCAAUGUGAAAUAUCACUAAGCGACUUAAACAGAAGCUGUCAAACUGAUCGGUUAGAAUCAUGUGACUUUGAAGCGCAAGCUCCUGAGUAUUAUUCCAUUUCUGCUAAUUACGUUGCUGUGGUAAACGAUCACGCAUAUUCCAAAGAAAAAACUGUUUGCUCCACUCCUUCUAAAAAAAAGCACGUUUGUGAGGACGUCUUACUCUCUCCUAUAAACUCGUCAUUACAAUCCUUACCAACUGACGAUGAAAAAGACUCUGAUUACAUCGCUGAAAGUGCAGAAGAGUCAAUCAAUAUUAGUGAUGCUCAUGAAACCGAACGAAGCAUUUUAAAAGAAAAGAAAUUUGUUGUUUUCGAAAGCAUGCUAGAUGAAAUAUUUAACUUACUGCCCUGUCGUUCAUGUGAUGGAACCGCAACCAGUAUCGAAAAGCGUGAGCAGGAAACGUGUGUACUAUACAAAGGGUAUUGCAUCAAUGAGCAUGUGGUUUUUGACUGGAAAAGUCAACCCAUGCUUGGAAAAAUGCCAGCAUUUAAUUUGUUACUAUCCUCUGCAAUAUUUUGUUCAGGAAACACAUAUGAAAGGGUGAAGAAAGUUGCGAAUUUUUCUGGUUUAAAUUUUGUCAAUCAACGAACAUACUAUGAUGUUCAGCGAUCACUGAUAAUCCCAACUGUAAACGACCAUUUCGUGAAAAAUAUUGCCAGUGCAAGAGAGGAUUGUCGGGGAGAGAAUGAAGCAUGUCUUGGCGAUGGCAGAUUUAACUCACCUGGUAAAUCUGCCAAGUAUUGCACAUAUAGUUUACAAUCGUCAGCGUCUAACAAAAUUGUUGCGACAACCACAAUCCAAACAACAACCGGUAAAGGUUCGGCGCCCUUGGAGUUACAAGGCUUCAAAAAUUGCCUUGAGCAGUUAAGUUCCGAUAACUAUCCUGUAGGAAGAGUUGCCACGGACCGAAACAGGCAAAUCGCUAAAUGGAUACGUGAAAACAGGUUAGAUAUCAUGCAUCGGUAUGAUCCAUGGCAUUUUGCUAAGAACAUCAAAGCCAAACUUAGACCAUUAGUAAAACGAAAAGAUAGGCGAAUAUUACAGGAUUGGAUCAAACCAAUAGGAAAUCAUCUUUUCUGGUGUGCCGAAAACUGCCAAGGUGACCCAGAGCUGCUGGUGCAAAUGUGGAAGUCGAUACUUCAACAUGUUACGAAUAAACAUAAUUUUGCGAAGCAAUAUCCCAAGUAUCCCAGGUGCCGACACGAAGCCUAUUCUAGUGCUGAGGCACGAAAGAAGAAGUGGAUUGAGAAACAUUCGCCAGCGUAUAAUGCAUUGGAAGAAAUCGUCCUUGAUAAAAAAAACUUGAAGGAUAUGGAACUUCUUUGCGAACCAUACCACACAGGGGGCGUGGAAGUUUUUCACUCACUGAUAACAGCGUGCGCACCAAAACGGCAACAUUUCGAGUUGAAUGUGAUGAACGCCCGAGUGAAGUUGGCUAUCUUGGACCAUAACAAUAACGUUGGUCGAAAGCAGGCUGUUGUAAAAUGCGCGCGUAAAGGGAGUCAGAAGGUCGGUGAAAAAAAGUGGAAGUUUGUCUCAAGCAAAUUGAAUAAAGAGUGGGUCGUGAAACCUGUGAAAGAACCCAAGUCUUUCAGUUUUGUUGAUGCGAUAAUGAAUGACAUAAUUGAAAGAAAGGAGAGUGGGGUAAAGGUAAAGAUCUCUGGUAAAGAAGUUGUAAACAAGCUUAGUCGACCACGUAACAUUGCCCACACGGCCAGACCUGACACUUCGAAAAUUUUAGAGAAACGGAAUUAUGCAAAACGAUUCAAAAAAUAACUCUGGUCCGUUGUACUUUAUUUCGCUUUUUUGUUGUUGUUAUUGUUUGUUUAAAAAUGUUAAGUCCCGUUA
Molecule: messenger RNA, 3102 nt
Organism: Hydractinia symbiolongicarpus
Lineage: Eukaryota; Metazoa; Cnidaria; Hydrozoa; Anthoathecata; Hydractiniidae
Exons: 4
Coding region: 853-3030 (725 amino acids)
Source: RefSeq, a predicted model, not a curated record